This is a messenger RNA of Magnolia sinica, 1026 nucleotides long. RefSeq lists its product as uncharacterized. The transcript has 3 exons. NCBI's taxonomy places the organism in Eukaryota, Viridiplantae, Streptophyta, Magnoliopsida, Magnoliales, Magnoliaceae. The record is from RefSeq and is a predicted model, not a curated record. The coding region runs from base 1 to 1026 and encodes 341 amino acids.
AUGGAUGGAAGCGCUUCCUUGCUAUUCUUAAAUGGCGGGAAGUGCUCCCUUGCUAAUUUGAAAGAGUUCCUUAAAGAUUACCAAACGACCUCAGGUCAGGCCAUCAACCUUCAUAAAAGCUCAUUCUUCACUUCCUCAAAACUCCCGGUUUCUAGAGUUAGGGCGAUUGAGCAAUACUUGGGCAUAUCUAAGGCCACUUCCCACCUGCUAUAUCUAGGCGUUCCAAUGGUGGUAGGUAGAAAUAAAACCAGCUAUUUCCAACUGCUUCUUGACAAGAUAGAAAGUGGUAUUAGUGGGUGGCGGGCUCGAGUGCUUUCGCAGGCAGACUUUUUAUGGGGUUGGGCAGAUGGAAAAAAGAGAUUGCAUUGGCGGAAUUGGAAACUUGUGGCUUCUACUAAGCAAGAAGGCCGACUUGGGGUUCGCAAGUUGUCGGAAUCAAUGGAGGCUUUUUGUAUAAAGAUGGCAUGGUCCAUUCGGUUUAAUGAUAGGCAUAACCUAUGGGAUGUUUUCAUGGCUUCAAAAUAUAGGCAGGACUUGGCGGUUACUCCAUCACCAUGGCUUUCUCCUGCUCCAUCCCCGAUGUGGAAGAAAAUUUGUCAGGACUUCCUGGGUGCAUUAGGCCCCCUUGUUCCCUCUGCAGUUCUUCUACUACUGCCACAGGAUGUCAUUAAUCAUAUUUUCCACCAAGGCUUUUGCAUUGCUGAGGGGCCAGAGAUUCCUGUCUGGCCUUUUACCCCAUCAGGGAACUUCAUGGUAUCCUUGGCAUGGACUGCUAGUAGAAUUUCUAGGGAGAGAAAAGGCUGGGCGAACUGGGUGUGGCACACUAAGAUGCCCCCGAGGAUAUCAAUUUUCCUUUGGAAGGUUCUCAAUGGAGCUAUCCCGGUGGAUGCGGCUGUCCAGAAUAGGGGCGUCCAUCUCAUGUCCAGAUGUGAAUGCUGCAGUUCUGACUCCUCUAGUGGUUCAGCAAUUGAGACCAUACAUCGCCUGUUUCUCGAAGGUGAUAUGGCUAAAGUAGCCUGGCUAUGA